Messenger RNA from Phaeodactylum tricornutum CCAP 1055/1, 1979 nucleotides. RefSeq lists its product with no specific name. The transcript has a single exon. Lineage: Eukaryota; Bacillariophyta; Bacillariophyceae; Surirellales; Neidiaceae. Bases 103 to 1650 code for a protein of 515 amino acids. The record is from RefSeq and is a predicted model, not a curated record.
AAAACAUCACAAAAGAAAGACGCCUAACAGUACAGUUCAAGGUGAUCCAAGUGUGGUUGGAAUCCUAUUGCGGCGCUACGUUACGUUUGGUGACUGAAACCGAUGAUCCCGACCACGAGUAGGCAAGCUUUUGUUGUCGUCGCUAUUACCUUUGCCGCGCUGGUUAUCGGUGCUCGAGCCGCUUUUUUUUCUGCGCAGCCAUCCUUACCAUCCACAUGCCCAAGACCAAGUCAAACAAGCGCACGAUCUGUAUUUCAACACAAACGCACCAGCCAAGGUCGAGCGACUAGAAUUCCAACAACCCGAUUCCACAAACAACAGAUCUCGUGCUCCCCAACUGCGCUGUGCGUUUGUAGCGUACACGGACAACGCCGGGAUGUGACAAUUCCUCUUCUCGAUCUGAUCAUCGCCGAGACGGAUGAGGAUAGUUACUUGUCGGAAGAGGACGAACUGACUGAAUCCAUGGUCCAGCCCCUGCCAUCGACACACUUACCCGAUGAACUAACAACUCUCAACGUCUACGGGAUGCAGCUGAGCCGUCCUGUACACAAACGCAUUAUCCAAGAUGCCUUGGAACGGGGCGAAAGGAACGGAGUGGGCGAGUUGAAUGGGAUGGAAAAGGUGUUUGGGCACGUCGCGUACAAACCCAACGCCAAUAGCUUGAUCGGAGCCAUCGGUUGCACGGCCGAGAUACUGAUGCAAGCAAACACUGGAGACCUAGACGGGGAUGAUGAUAAUAUUGUGGAUCCGGAAGAAGACAGUAUACCUCAGACGGUUCUUUGUCGAGGAUCGUAUCGGUUCAUUGUUAAAGAACUCGUCCAGACGAUUCCGUUUCCGGUCGCAAUUGUCGAUGAGCUUUGUGAUGAAGAAACUGGUAAUUUGACGACCAACGCAACAAUCGUGUCAGCCGUAGAGGAGGACGAGGAAGACGACGACGAAGAGGAUAUGAUUGACGACCACGCCACGCCCGCUGAAUUGGAAAAACGCUGCAUGGUUGCCAUGAAAGACUACGUGGAUCAGCAGCUGGAUGUCUUGAUACGAGACAUGACUCCUCUCGAGCAAUCCAUUCUGGAAGACACGGAUAACCGCGUCAACUUAACGGCUCAGCGCCAUGCUGCUGAAGAAGCUGCAGCCGUGUACAGCGUUUUUGAGCAGUAUCUGGUUGAUUUAUGCCCAGGACCAACCGAGCGGUACUUUGCAGUUGCGUUUCUGGCCGCAGAAAUGGCUAACAUGGAGAAUGAUGUCCGGCGGACCAUAUUACGACUUACAAACGGUAUCGAUCGACUACGAUACGUAACCCACGCAUUAGAAGAAGUCGUAGGUAUGGCGCGGGCACGUAGGAUGGCGCACGCUAUCACUGAUCCGGUAAAUGACGACCGAGAGAGUACCGAUGAGAAUUCCUUGAUGAAUUUGAAGGUUGGGACACCGGCCUUGCCACCUUGGGCCAAGUCAAUUCGGCAAGGGAUGCGGGUUGAAUACUACUGGAACGAAGUAGAGGGUUGGUGCGAAGGAACCGUGAUGGAGGAGCCCAUCCAGAUCGUGGACGAAAUUAUCAUGACGGUGCGUUUUAGUGACGGGGAAACACACAGGUUGCCGUUCACUGCAGACGAGAAAGUACGAUGGCGACCACCGCAACAAUCGUCUGAGUAGCCUGAAAAAUUUGUAGCCAUCUGUGCAACAAAUUCAUUAGAAGAGAUAGCAAAGCUUCGAAUGACAGCCUAUUUUUUGUAGGGCCGUGUUGGUCGCAAAGCCAUUCCAACCGAGUUGCGAAAUCCCGAUUGUGAUCGUUUCACAAUGCAUUUUGUCUUGAACAAUUCGCAGGGCAUUACCCCACUUUAAAGUCAUUCAUUUAAACAACACGGAUUUCGUAUUUUAGCUUCGUUGGUUUUUGUCUUCGAGUUUGCCAUUUGAAUGCCGCGAUGGGCCUUUUUUUCCUGCGUGGGAAUGUCGUGCCAGAGACUGCGGACCUUCUACAAUCG